CGCAGGAGAGGAGACGGGAGAGAGAAGCCGCACCCAAACCCUAGCCCCCCUUGCCCUCUCCGCACCCGCGUCGCCGCCGUCCAUGUGAUAUCCCAGCCAUGAAGUUCAGAAACUACCUUCCUCAUGACGAGCAACUUCGGGGUGGUAAGCUGGCUCCAGUUUCCCUUCCAAAUUUUGAAGAUCCAAUUUCUGCUGAAACUGCAGAGCCAAAGCAACUGGAGGACCCUUUUGGAAACAUAGCUCCAAAGAAUCCAAAUUGGGAUCUGAAACGAGACGUGCAGAAGAGGAUCGACAAACUCGAGAAGCGCACGCAGAAAGCACUGGCUGAGAUUGCAGUGGAGCAACAAAGGGAGAAAGAAGCACUGGAGGAAGGAAGCGAUGCCCAAGAUUGAGACAUCAAGGUAGAUGGAAAUAGCUGAAUCUUGUAAUGUCAAGAAUGCUGAAGGGUUGCGUUGCUAAUGGUAACAUUCCGUGUCUGGCAGUUAGUGUGUUAUGCUUGUGAACAUGGAAAACCGUAAAAGCUUGGUUGCAUCUCAAUUGUGCUUAGAUUCUGAUGGUUACCUAACAAGCAGUUUAAAGUGGCUGUGGUGCAGACCUAGCUUGCGUCAAGCCGUCAACAGGCUGCCGUGGAUAUCAGUUAACUAGCUAAAUACCCGUGCUUUGGGAUGUAUAAAUAUGAAUUGUGUGUAUCUUAGUAUUAUUUGGAACAGAUCACUUGUAAGAUUUUUAAAACAAUUUGACCUAUAACAUGCUUCCAUGAUAAACUUGUCUUUGAAGAUGAAAUAAGAUAGAACCAAUAUA
This is a messenger RNA of Oryza brachyantha (malo sina), 801 nucleotides long. RefSeq names its product coiled-coil domain-containing protein 12-like. NCBI's taxonomy places the organism in Eukaryota, Viridiplantae, Streptophyta, Magnoliopsida, Poales, Poaceae. The record is from RefSeq and is a predicted model, not a curated record. Gene Ontology annotation, cellular component: U2-type spliceosomal complex; post-mRNA release spliceosomal complex. The transcript has 4 exons. The coding region runs from base 99 to 392 and encodes 97 amino acids.